CGUUGUAUAGUUCUUGUUGGAGUUUCUUGGUGGGGGUUUUCUUCUUCUUUUUGUUCAAAAACAACAAAGAGAUUUUAUUGUUUCUAUGGAGAAUCUGUUUUCUUUCAAGGUUGUGUGAGUAGACAGAGGGGAUGGAUGAGAUGAUGAACGAAGACAUGCCAUUUCAUCAGCAUCAUCGACAGCAGCAGCAAGUGAUUGCGGAGGAGAAUAUGUCGAAUCUUACAUCUGCAUCUGGGGAUCAUCAAGCAAGUGUGUCUUCGGGCAACAGAACUGAAGCAAAUGGAUCAAACUUUGUUAAUCAACAACAACAACAACAACAGUGUUUUGUUCCACAACUGCAAGCUCAAUCAUCUCAGCCCCCGAAGAAGAAGAGAAACCAGCCAGGCAAUCCAGACCCAGAAGCAGAAGUGAUAGCUUUGUCCCCGAAAACACUCAUGGCGACAAACAGGUUCAUAUGCGAUAUCUGCAACAAAGGGUUCCAAAGAGACCAGAACCUGCAACUGCACAGGAGAGGGCACAACCUACCAUGGAAGCUGAAACAAAGGUCCAAGACAGAAGCCGUGAGGAAGAAGGUGUAUGUCUGUCCGGAGGCGAGCUGCGUCCACCACGAACCGUCGAGAGCAUUGGGGGACUUGACAGGGAUCAAGAAGCAUUUCUGCAGAAAACAUGGCGAGAAGAAGUGGAAAUGCGAUAAGUGUUCGAAGAGGUAUGCGGUUCAGUCAGAUUGCAAAGCCCAUUUCAAGACUUGUGGCACCAGAGAGUACAGAUGUGACUGCGGCACUCUCUUUUCAAGGAGGGAUAGUUUCAUAACUCACAGAGCAUUUUGCGAUGCAUUGGCGGAAGAAAGUGAAAGGGCAAACCCAACUCAUCAACCAAACCCUAUCUCGAUCCAAUCUUCUUACCAAACUCCACAACCAAACAAUCCUCCUCCUUCUUACAACAACGUUGUUAGCAAUAGCGGUAGCAGUAACAACAGCAACAAUCUCCAUGGAUUCUCCAUGAAGAAAGAGCAAGAAAUUGACAUAAACUUCACUCACCCUCCUUGGCUCUCCCCUCCUCCCUUUCCCUGCUCUAAGGCGGAGACUCCGUCCGUUGUUUUUCCCUCGAACCCUAACCCUAGCUUCGCCGCCGCCGGAGCUUUAUUCCCCUCCUUCCACCGCCCCUCUCCUCCGUCUCCGGCCUUGUCGGCCACCGCAUUGCUCCAGAGAGCCGCUCAAAUGGGUGCUACGACCACGACUCCUUCUCCCGCCGAAGAGAUAAGGUCGUCAUCAAGUCACGCCCUCAAGACAACAAUGGCGGCUGUGAUGACGUCACCGUAUCCGGCGUCGGGGUUUGGAUUCUCGGCCAGCGGUAAUGCCGACAACCCUUCUAUGUUUCAGGGCUACAACACGAUGAAUCCAGCGGCCGGUUUUGAAGCCUUCGACGAGAGCUUUGGUGGGUUCUUGAGGGCAAACGCCACGACGGCGGCGGCGUCGGUGGCUCCGGCGGUCGGAGAGAAGUACGGCGGUGGCAGAGGAAUUGGAGAAGGGUUGACGAGAGAUUUCUUGGGGCUUACGCCAUUGUCUCAUAGCGAAAUUCUCAGUUUUUCGGAUCUCGGAGACUGUUUCAGUGGCAAUGCUUCUGAGCAGCAACAGCGACGUGACCACUCACAAAACCCUUAGAUUAUGAUAUAUAUAUAUAUAUAUAUAAUCUUUUUUGUUUCUUUAUAUAUUAUAUCAGUUCACUUGUGUAUAUAUAUUCUCGAGAAAAAGGAGAAUCACCAUGUUGCAAAAAUUAUAUAAAGAAAU
Tarenaya hassleriana is the source of this 1787-nucleotide messenger RNA. Its product is annotated as protein indeterminate-domain 11-like. Gene Ontology annotation, cellular component: nucleus. NCBI's taxonomy places the organism in Eukaryota, Viridiplantae, Streptophyta, Magnoliopsida, Brassicales, Cleomaceae. Gene Ontology annotation, molecular function: DNA-binding transcription factor activity. Bases 132 to 1661 code for a protein of 509 amino acids. The transcript is spliced from 4 exons. The record is from RefSeq and is a predicted model, not a curated record.